GUUACUGUGUACCUUUACUUUAGUGCAUCCGACAAGGCUCAAGCAGCAACACUUUUCACGGACCACAUGGCUAAUUGAUUAAAUACCGACAUGGCUGACACGGGCGAAACAGAACUCGCUAGCGUCAACGCCAUCAUCGCUGCAGCCCCCGCCUCGGAAACGACACCGCCGCGACAACACCCGCAACCGCCGCAGCAGCGAGCUGCGGAGCUGGACUCCCGAGACACGCCCGAACCCGUCUUUCCUCCUCUACAUAACAAUGCUGGUACAGAUGCGGAUUCCAUAAUCUCUGGUGCCUCGGCUCCCCCCCGCGCCGGUGCCUCUGCAGCCCCCGGCGUAGGCGACGACAAUGAUGAGGAAGAGCCCGCCGUUGCCCGACCUUUCCUCCGCACCUCGAGCCCCAACCCGGCAUCACGCUCAGGAUUGGCCGAGACUGUCGAAGAUGAAGAUGACGAAGGACGCGCUGGGGCCGCCGGCGAUGACUCGGGUCCAUGGCCAAGACCGAAUCACAAGAUGCACAGGUUCAGCUUGUACGAGACGGCGAGCCGCUUCUACAUCGUCGGCGGCGACGUGACCGAGAAACGCUACCGCAUCCUCAAGGUCGACCGCACCAACGACGGCGACGACGCCUCGGAGCUGAGCAUCACCGACGACAAGACCGUCUAUACCCAGAAGGACAUGAACCAGCUGCUCGAUACGAUUGACGACGGCAACAAGGGGACCGGCGGAUUGAAGCUUCGGUGCACCACCUGGGGUAUCCUGGGAUUUAUCAAGUUCACGGGUCCCUAUUACAUGCUGCUGAUCACAAAGAAGAGCACCGUCGCCAUGAUUGGGGGCCACUACGUCUACCAGAUCGACGACACAGACCUCAUCCCCCUGACGUCGCCCAACUUCAAGGCGGACCAGCGCAACACCGAGGAGUCGCGCUUUUUGGGCAUCCUGAACCACCUUGACCUGGCCCGGUCCUUCUACUACAGUUACUCCUACGACAUCACCCGUAGUCUGCAGCACAACAUCUCCAGAGAGAGAGCUGCCCUGCUUAACGGCCGUCCUUGCUCUGCCGACGACGACUCUAACCCCAUGUUUGUCUGGAACGACCACUUGAUCCAGCCGGCCGCCAAGGUACUCAACGCGCCCUUCGACUGGUGCCGCCCGAUCAUCCAUGGUUACAUUGACCAGUCUGCCGUGUCCGUCUACGGGAGGACUGCCCACAUAACAAUCAUCGCGCGCCGCAGUCGCUACUUUGCUGGCGCCAGGUUCCUAAAGAGGGGCGCUAACGACUUGGGAUAUGUGGCCAACGACGUCGAGACGGAGCAGAUCGUAUCCGAGGCUAUGACCACCUCGUUUCAUGCGCCGGGUCCCAAGUUCUUUGCCAACCCUACCUACACCUCAUACGUGCAGCAUCGCGGCUCCAUCCCGCUCUACUGGACUCAGGACAACACGGGCGUCACCCCCAAACCGCCGAUAGAGCUGAACCUGGUGGAUCCCUUCUACACAGCAGCCGCGCUGCACUUUGACAACCUCUUUGAACGGUACGGCGCGCCCAUAUAUGUUCUGAACCUGAUCAAGGCUCGCGAGCGGACACCGCGCGAGAGCAAGCUGUUGGAUGAAUACACGCGCGCCAUCGCCUACCUCAACCAGUUCCUACCGGCCGAUAAGAAAAUAAUCCAUCGGGCCUGGGACAUGUCGCGCGCUGCCAAGAGCCGCGACCAGGACGUGAUCGGUACCCUCGAGAGUAUUGCCGAGGAGGUCGUGAGCACGACGGGCUUCUUCCAAAACGGCGACGGCCACAUCUCCCCGAUCCGCGCUCAGAACGGCGUGGCACGCACAAACUGUAUCGACUGUCUGGACCGGACAAAUGCCGCUCAGUUUGUCAUCGGGAAGAGGGCACUGGGCCACCAGCUCCACGCCCUCGGCAUCCUAGGAAACACCACGGUAGAAUACGACACCGACGCCGUCAACCUGUUUACUCACAUGUAUCAUGACCAUGGUGACACCAUCGCCGUGCAGUACGGCGGGUCGCAGUUGGUCAAUACCAUGGAGACCUACCGCAAAAUCAACCAGUGGACCAGCCAUUCGCGCGACAUGAUUGAGAGCUUCAAGCGCUACUACCACAACUCUUUCCUGGACGGCCAGCGCCAAGAGGCGUACAAUCUGUUCCUGGGCAACUACAUCUUCACGCAGGGGCAGCCCAUGCUAUGGGAUCUGGCUACGGACUACUACCUCCAUCACGAGGAUCCCCGGACAUGGCUGGAAAAGCGGAAGCGUGACUACAUUCGCUGGUACACCCCCGAAUUCCUAGAGGAACGUGUGCUUCCACCGUACCCGCCCCCCCAGCCAGCGGUGGAUAGCAAACCGAUCUCUGCCUAUGAUGACUACUGGCUAGAAUACUACCGCCCGUCCACCCUCUCGUCCUUCCCCAAGAUGUUCCCCUACAAGAUGAACUCGACCAUCAAAUACAUCCCAUUCAAGUCGACCCAGGACGGCCGGUACGACCUCAGCCCAUUCCGCGUGCGCAACGACACCGACGGCGACGCCCAUGAUAAAAAGAAGGCGAAGAAGGAAGUAAGCAUCGUCGCCCCCAACGACCUAGCUCGCAUGGCCGACGACACCGAGACGUCAUCCGUGAAUGAGAAACCCGCAAGCCCAACCCACAGCGCCGCGACCGCCGCCGCCAACGGCCGCGUGUCGCUCCACCGCUGGCUACACGAAAAAAACACCCCCACCGAGGCCCAGCCCUACCACCAUCACCCCCAUCACCAUCGCCGUCAAAGCACGAACCCCCACAGCCGCAACACCAGCAUCGACGAUAACCACAGCUACAACAACAGCAAUAACCACCAACACCAGCACCAGCACCAGCCCACCCACAGCCGCACCCCGUCAAAAGGCCAGAACCAAGACCAGGAAAAAAAGAAACCGCACCAGACGGCCCUCGAGAAGUCGCGCGCCGCCCAGCAGACCUUCACCCAGGUCGUGCGCGACUCGCUCGACCCGGCCGUCAGCACCGCCGAGGCCGACGACUACGCCCGCUACGUCGCCCACCCGCAGAACCUGCCGCUGGUCGUCUCCAACAACAACAGUAAUAAUAUAUUCCUGCUGCCUGUCGACGAGAUCGAGCCCGAGUAUCUCGCGUUCGUGAAGGGGAAGUGGCGGGAGGAGGGGCUCGGGCGGGAGGUGGAUUUCGGGAGGAGGGAGGAAAGGGGUCGGAGGGAGGAGGGGAGGGGGGAGGAUGAUGAGGCGGGCGAGGAGGAGGAGGAAGGGGGGGAAGUGGAGCCCCAGGAGGAGGAUGACAGGGCGCUGUAUGCCGAGACGGUAAGGGUGGCGGAGAACCCACUGACGGUUACCGAGGAAGACGCGCUCAAGAAGAGGUAUAAGGCGUAUCGGAAGUGGCUGAGGGGGAAGAGCUUGUUUAAGCAGCAGCCGGUGGACUAG
Molecule: messenger RNA, 3435 nt
Organism: Chaetomium fimeti
Lineage: Eukaryota; Fungi; Ascomycota; Sordariomycetes; Sordariales; Chaetomiaceae
Product: phosphatidylinositol-3,5-bisphosphate 5-phosphatase
Exons: 2
Coding region: 91-3435 (1114 amino acids)
Biological process (GO): phosphatidylinositol dephosphorylation
Cellular component (GO): intracellular membrane-bounded organelle
Molecular function (GO): phosphatidylinositol-3,5-bisphosphate 5-phosphatase activity
Source: RefSeq, a predicted model, not a curated record